GCCGGAACCCAUCCGCCCAAAACAGGUCUCGUCCUCUCUUUCUCUUCCUCGUACGCGUGUAGACGAUGAGCAAAGCCGCCGGCGCCGCCGGCUCGGCCCCGGGCCCGACGGCUGCGGCCGCCGCCGCCGCGGUGCAGAAGCAGAAGUCGCUACUGCAGAAGGCUGAUGCUGAUGUCUCCAGCCUCGUCGACAACUUCUCCUCCCUCAUCAACAUCGCCCGCGUCAACGACCCGCCCGUGCGCAACUCGCAGGAGGCCUUCCAGAUGGAGAUGCGCGCAGCCCGCAUGGUACAUUCAGCAGACUCUCUGUUGAAAUUGGUGUCGGAACUUAAGAGAACAGCCAUCUUUUCCGGGCUUGCUUCGUUGAAUGAGAAUGUUGAUAGGAGGAUUGAGGUGCUUGGUCAGCAGGCGGAGGGAACAGAGAAAAUGCUGGAGAGAAUUGGGCAGGAGGCGGCAGCAAGCCUCAAGGAGUUAGAGGCCCACUACUACUCAUCCGUUGUGCGGUCUCCGUCCUAUGAUUGAGGGUUGCCUCAGCUGGUAGGGCCUGGAUUUGGAGCAGCACAAUAACAUGUUUAAUAUAUAUUGUGUAGAAAUCACUUUGAGUUAUUGAUUAUAGAACAGCUAUAAUAAUUUCUCAAGGCUGUUGUACUACUACUUCGAUGGUUGUACUUGCCUGAUGUGUGUGUUGCUAUUCUAAUGGUAGAAUGUUAGCUCCCAUGUACUUACACUAGUCAUUGCUGGUCCACCAUCUACCUUUACCUUGAGCUGUAAAUUGCAUUUUAGCCUUUGAAGCUGUUGGAUUCCUUGUUAUUUCAAAA
This is a messenger RNA of Panicum hallii, 817 nucleotides long. RefSeq names its product mediator of RNA polymerase II transcription subunit 22a-like. The transcript has 4 exons. The record is from RefSeq and is a predicted model, not a curated record. The coding region runs from base 66 to 521 and encodes 151 amino acids. Gene Ontology annotation, biological process: regulation of transcription by RNA polymerase II. Lineage: Eukaryota; Viridiplantae; Streptophyta; Magnoliopsida; Poales; Poaceae. Gene Ontology annotation, molecular function: transcription coregulator activity. Gene Ontology annotation, cellular component: mediator complex.